Messenger RNA from Diabrotica virgifera virgifera (western corn rootworm), 3989 nucleotides. Its product is annotated as otolith matrix protein OMM-64. NCBI's taxonomy places the organism in Eukaryota, Metazoa, Arthropoda, Insecta, Coleoptera, Chrysomelidae. The record is from RefSeq and is a predicted model, not a curated record. The coding region runs from base 97 to 3207 and encodes 1036 amino acids. The transcript is spliced from 8 exons.
ACUACCGCUGCGAUGAUAUGCGAUGGUCCAGCGUAAUCUGGGCGCUCAGUGCCUCAGUGCGGGACUUUUAUGUGACCGGUGUAGUGACAAGAAGCCAUGGAGGUCUACCGAAGAUCCUCUGGGCUGGUGCUGCUCCUUGGAUUGUUUCUUCUCGCCACUACCUUGCAGGGUGUGCAAGGUGAGGUCGAGUCAGAAGGUCCUUCCGAAUCCGAAUGUAGGCCAUAUAUCGAAAAGGCUUUGAAAGAGCUGGAGGCGGGCGAAGUUCCCGCGGGAUCAUCGGCAGAAGAUGGCGACGGCGAUAGCAAGGAAGAUAUUCCCACUGUAGAAAUAACUGACGACUCCGCUCACCAAGAAGGCGACGGAGAAAAAGACGAUACUAACGAAGCAGGUCAAGACCAAGACAGUAAUGAGAACGUUCAAACUGUUUCCGAAAAAAUCGAGCCAGAGGUACGACCAACUGUUAUUCAAAAAAUUUCUUCAUUUUUCCAAAAAGUUUUUCAGAGAACUCCAAGCAAAAAAGAAGAAGCAGCAAAUGAAAGCAAGCAAUCUGAAGAUAAGCAAGAUGAUGCUAGCCAAGAACAACAAGAUGAAGCUUCUGUAAAUGAUGCCGAUCGAAAGGACGCUGAAGAAGACGAACAAAAAGAAGAUUCGAAGGAAGACGAUACCAAAACAGACGAAACAGCAAGCGCAGAAGACGAUGGUAAGGAUGAAGCUAGCAAUGAAGGGGACGAUGAGAAAGCUGAUGAGAAGGCGAGCGAAGAUGAGGAGAGUAAAGAACAGCAGGCUGAUGAUAAUGUGAGCGAAGAUGGGGAGAGUGAAGAACCGCAGGCUGAGAGUGAGGAAGAAAAAGCUGAUACUGACGAUAGUAAAGAGGAAGCUGAAGCUCAACAAAACGCAGAUGACUCGACUGAAGAUGACGGUGCACAACAAGAUGAAAGUAAAGAGGAACAAGCUCAACAAGAUGAUAAGAGUGAGGAACAUGGAGACAGUUUAGAGGAAAGGAUAGAAGCCGAAAUUAUAGAGCAUUUAACACAAUCCCAAAAUCAAGAUGAUGGAAGCAAAGAAGACGAACCAGCAGCACAAGUUGAAGAUCAAAAGGAAAGUAUAGAAGAUCAAGCUCAAAGUGAUGAAGAGCAAGCCCAGAGUGAAGAGGAACAACCUACAAACACAGAAGAUACACAAGAUACAAAAGAGGAUGACUCAAAGGAAGAUGAUGGAAAAGAUGGUGACUCAAAAGAAGAUGAAAAAAAUGAUCCGGAAGACGAUAAAGAAGCGUCAAAAGAAGUUACUAAGGACGAAACCGACGAUGACAGUAAAGAGGAUGAACAUGAACGCCACAAAAGAUCUAUUGAUGAUGCUCAGGAUGAUGGAAUAGAAUCAAAGGAAGAAGAAGCUACUUUAAAAGAAGAUGCAUCAAAGGAAGAUUCAAAAGAGGAUGAAGCAGCUACAAAAGAAGAAGUAGAUGAUAAACAACAAGAGGAAGUCGAAGAGGUCGCGGAGUCCAAAGAAGACGAUGUGGAUUCUAAAGAAGGUACAACAGAAGAUGCUGACAAGUCUGAUGAAAAAGUAGAGCCUCAAUCAGACGAAAACACUGAGGAUAACAAACAAGAAAGUGCCGAAAACAAGGAUGAUGACCAAAAAGAUGGAGAUAGCAAAGAAGAUGACACAAAAUCAACCGAACAAGAUGAUAAGGAUGAUAAAGAUGAUGAUGUUAAGGGUGACAGUAGGGAAGAAAAUGCGGAUGAUAAGUCUGUCGAAGCCGAAAAAGAUGGUGACGAAAGCAGGGAAAAUGAUUCAACUGAUGAUAAUAAAAGUGGAGAAGAUGGUGCUCCUGUGGAGGAACUAUCCUUGGACACAGAAAUUCCAAGCGACUUACGACCCAGAGAUCACGUGGAGCAACUUCUUAAGCUCGACGAGCAAUCUUCAGAUACAGAAACAAUAAUUAACAGGGUCUCUGAAAUAACCUUAAGAGAUCUCAAGAAACUGUAUGAAAAUGCUAUCAAGCCAUUAGAAGUUUUGUAUAAAUACAGAGACUUAAGUAACAGGCACUUUGGUGAUUCGGAAAUUUUCUCCAAGCCACUAAUUUUAUUUAUGGGACCAUGGAGUGGAGGAAAAUCAUCAAUUAUAAAUUAUCUGACUAACAACGAAUAUAACGAAACCUCAUUAAGGACAGGAGCUGAACCAUCCCCAGCUUAUUUCAACAUUUUAAUGUAUGGUGAAGAACCAGAGGUAAUUGAUGGCAGUGAGUUAGCUGCUGACUUCACAUUUUCUGGAUUACAAAAGUUUGGACAAGGAUUAGAGGAACGCCUUAGGGGUGUUAAGCUACCUUCUAAACUGCUAGAAAAAGUUAACAUUGUGGAAAUACCUGGUAUUCUUGAAGUUCGGAAGCAAGUUUCAAGGGUAUUUCCAUUUAAUGAUGCCUGUCAGUGGUUUAUCGAUAGAGGUGACAUUAUAUUCCUAGUGUACGAUCCCUCAAAACUAGACGUAGGACCAGAAACUGAAGCAAUCCUAGAUCAACUCAAGGGACGAGAACACCAGACCCGUAUUAUUCUCAACAAAGCCGACCGAGUCAAACCAGAAGAGCUCUUGAGAGUGCAAGGAGCCUUGAUAUGGAACAUUUCUCCUUUGAUGUCAUCUCCGCAACCUCCAAUUAUGUACACAACCUCAUUAUGGUCACGACCUUACGAACCUUGGGCCCCUGUGAGACUACUGCAAGCUCAGGAGAGAGCUUUUCUGAGAGACUUAAGAGGGGCUGUCGACAAAAGAAUUGAAAAUAAAAUAGCAAGCGCACGUAGAUUCGCUGUGCGUGUACGCAACCAUGCCAAAAUGGUGGACUGUUAUCUCACAACCUACUAUAAUCACAAAUCGGUCUUUGGUAACCGGAAACAAGUAGCUGACGCAAUCAUAGAGCAUCCUCAAGAUUACCACAUCUACGAAGGGCUUUCUACCCUCACGAACAUUUCCCGUUACGAUCUUCCAGAUCCAGAUGUGUACAAAGACUUCUUCAAACUAAACCCAUUGUAUGAAUUCCAGCAACUAUCAGCAACAUGUACCUACUUCAGGGGCUGUCCCAUCAAUAGGUUAGAUAUCGCCAUUGCGUACGAUCUUCCAGAGCUGUUGGGGACGCACAGGAAACGGGUAGAAAGUGCAUUAACAGAAGAAAAGUCUGGCUCAAAACAACAAACUUCAACAACGCCUGGUAGUUGAGCUAAUAGUAACAGUCCAAGUAUUAACCAAACUUGUAGAUACAAGUCCUGUGAAUACUGAGAAAACUGAUGUUAUCCCAAAACAUUGACUAAACGACUCGUUUAUUCUGAAAGAGGCUUACAAUGACAGUCCAAGUUUUGGGAUAAACAUCCAAAUUUUAUUUAAGACUUUAAAAACGCAUUCAGCGUUAAAAUAUCAUGAGAUCUUCCAUUUUCGAAUUUUGUGGUAAAUGUUUUUCUUCCUUAUAUACGAAAAAUGACUUUUAGGACUUUUGUGCUAACGUGGCCAUAUGGACUGAUGUAAACUAACUUAUGUGAACAUCGAAGACGUUUUAGCGCUAUGCUUUCAUGGUAUUCUUUCGUUUUGAGCAAACUGAAGCAUCCCAACGUACUCACAACUCACCAUUCUUUAACCCAUUCUUUAUUUGUAAGCUUGAAAAGAAAGAAUAUUACUAUAGUCUCCUGCCAGUGUGUUGAUCGCAUUUAAGAGUUCUUGCUAUCGGAGUGUUCUUGCAUCCAGCAGUCGAUUUCAAAGAGAGUAGGCAAUUUAAUAUAUUUUUGACACCAGGUGUACAAUUCCUUACUAAAAUUUCAAAAACUGCGAAGGUUUAUUUAUUGUUGUUAUGUGUAUAUUGAAUGUACAGAUAAUUGAUACGUUGUUGUAGUCCGUGUAACUUAGUUAUUUUAUUUGUUCUUUUUCAUUCGAAUUAUUUAUGAAUAAUAACAUUUAAGAAGACAUUAUAGGUUAAGUAAAUGAAUAAAAUAAAUAUGUUUACAUUUGUA